AUGGCUAGAGACAAUGUCUUGUCAAGGAGAAAGAUCGAAGGCAUGAUUGCUGAUAACCAACAUAUUAUCAUUCUCGAUCGCAAUGUGUUAAGGCUUGAUGCCUGGAUCAAGUUCCAUCCUGGAGGGGAUACGGCUAUCAAACAUAUGGUGGGAAAAGAUGCAACAGAUGAAGUGAAUGCACUUCAUUCACACGAAGCACGCCAGCGUAUGAAUGCAUUCCACAUAGGCCGCAUCGAGGAACGCUGGAUGAACUUCAUCCCUCCCAUCCAGGGUGGUCACUUCCGUCCGUACAGUGGAGAUGAGGAUUUUGAGCUAUCCAGCGAGGAGAGUUCACCUCCGCCAUCUCCCAUUUUUGAAUCCGAUGAAGAUAUAUUUGGCUUGAAACGGAGGAGAUCAGUAUCUACAAUUUCCUCAAGUAUCAGCGCUAGUCCCUUUAUGGUAGAAACCAAACCGCGAACGGUUGUUAUCGAUGCCCGAACUCAGGAGGAGAUUGUUCUCGACCAGUCCAGAUAUCCUCCUCUUGAUGCAAAACAUCAAGACAAUAUCAUCCGGAAAUACCGUGCCCUCAAUGAGCGCAUUCGUGCUGCGGGACUAUACAAUUGCAACUACUUUGCAUAUGCAAUCGAGGCAUUUCGAUACUCUGUUCUUUUCGGCCUCUUCCUAUUCUUUUUGAAUCGGUCAUACUUCUGCUUGGCAGGCCUCUUCCUCGGCUGCUUUUGGCAUCAACUUGUCUUUACUGCCCAUGAUGCCGGUCAUAUGGGUAUUACACACGACUUCCAAACUGACACGGUGAUUGGCAUGAUCAUUGCAGACUAUCUGGGAGGCCUUAGUUUGGGCUGGUGGAAGCGUAGCCAUAAUGUCCAUCACAUUGUUACCAACGCUCCAGAACACGACCCUGAUAUUGAACUGAUGCCAUUUUUUGCUUUGUCGCACCGCUUUUUUCAAAGCCUUCGGAGUACAUACUAUGAUCGAGUCAUGGAGUACGAUGCCGUCGCCAGAUUUACAGUCAAAUAUCAGCACUACAUGUACUACCCGAUUCUACUGUUUGGUCGCUUCAACCUUUACUUCCUUAGCUGGGAACAUAUUUAUGUUGGCCGCGGUCCCAGGCAUGGGGCUGGCUGGUGGCACCGGUGGUUUGAAUUGGCCGGCCAAGUAUUCUUUUGGACAUGGUUCGGCUAUGGCGUCUGCUAUCUUAGUAUUCCUGACUGGUGGAGUCGUACAUUAUUUGUCCUCAUCUCUCAUAUCGUUACUUCACCCCUUCAUGUCCAAAUCACCCUUUCCCACUACGCCAUGUCCACUGCUGAUCUCGGACCGAAUGAAUGCUUCCCACAAAAAAUGUUACGAACGACAAUGGACGUAGACUGCCCUGUCUGGGUUGACUUUUUCCAUGGUGGUCUCCAAUUUCAGGCAAUUCAUCACUUAUACCCGCGCAUUCCUCGUCACAACCUACGCAAAACGCAGCAGUUUGUCAAGGAGUUUUGCAAGGAUGCGCAGAUUCCAUACGCUAUUUUUACAUUCUACGAUGGGAAUAAGGAAGUCAUAGGUCGACUGGGGGAGAUCGCUAAGCAAGCGAGGAUUUUGGAAGAGUGUCGGAAGGCUUGUGCUGAGCAGGGAGUUUUGACAGAUCACCAUAUGCAUUGA
Messenger RNA from Talaromyces rugulosus, 1641 nucleotides. RefSeq lists its product as uncharacterized. Gene Ontology annotation, cellular component: membrane. The record is from RefSeq and is a predicted model, not a curated record. The transcript has 2 exons. The coding region runs from base 1 to 1641 and encodes 546 amino acids. Lineage: Eukaryota; Fungi; Ascomycota; Eurotiomycetes; Eurotiales; Trichocomaceae. Gene Ontology annotation, biological process: lipid metabolic process. Gene Ontology annotation, molecular function: oxidoreductase activity, acting on paired donors, with oxidation of a pair of donors resulting in the reduction of molecular oxygen to two molecules of water.